This is a messenger RNA of Podospora pseudocomata, 8034 nucleotides long. RefSeq names its product putative PKS/NRPS-like protein biosynthetic cluster. Gene Ontology annotation, biological process: fatty acid biosynthetic process; secondary metabolite biosynthetic process. The record is from RefSeq and is a predicted model, not a curated record. NCBI's taxonomy places the organism in Eukaryota, Fungi, Ascomycota, Sordariomycetes, Sordariales, Podosporaceae. The transcript has 5 exons. Gene Ontology annotation, molecular function: oxidoreductase activity; zinc ion binding; fatty acid synthase activity. The coding region runs from base 1 to 8034 and encodes 2677 amino acids.
AUGGCAAGUUCCACCAGCAGAGACAAACACCCCAACCCCCCAGCCAUCGUCGGCAUGGCCUGCCGGGUGCCCGGAGCCAUCACCCCAGCCCGUCUCUGGGACAACAUCCUCAGCCAGAUCGACCUCCAGCGCAAGAUGCCCCCCGACCGAUUCAACAUCGACGCCUUCUACCACCCAGACCACACCCACAAAGGCACGCUCAACACCAAGCACGGCUACUUUCUCGACCAACCCCUCGCCGACUUUGACGCCGAGUUCUUUGGCGUCUCGGGCAAAGAAGCCGAGGCGAUGGACCCCCAGCAGCGUCUCCUCCUGGAAGUAACCUACGAAGCCCUCGAAGACGCGGGAAUCCCCCUUGCUUCUGUCAGGGGUUCGCGCACGUCGGUUUACUGUGGGAUGUACACCACUUCCAAUGAUUACCACAACCUUCAGAACAAGGACUUGGAGUACUACCCCAAUGGGGAGGCGGAUAUGGCUGUUGUUGUUGGGUCGGCACUGCAUUUUGGGCCGAAUACGUAUCAGACUAUGACUGAUAUGGGGUUUCUUAGUUCUGAUGGGAGGUGUAGGAGUUUUGAUAGGGAUGGGGAGGGGUAUGUGAGGGGUGAUGGGGUUUGUGCGGUGGUGCUGAAGAGGAGGGAGGAGGCGGUUGGGGAUGGGGAUUGGGUGAGGGCUGUUGUGAGGGGGAGUGGGGUUAAUCAUGACGGGAAGACGGAUGGGAUUACGCUGCCGUCGGCGGAGUUGCAAGAGGGGUUGAUUAGGGAGACGUAUGGGAGGGCGGGGAUUGAUCCGGAUGAUACGGAGUAUUUUGAGGCUCAUGGAACGGGGACCAAGGCGGGCGAUCCUCGUGAAGCUGCUGCUAUCGGUAAAGUCUUUGGCACGUCUACCCGCACGAGACCGCUUUAUAUCGGCAGUGUCAAAUCCAAUAUUGGACAUUUGGAAGGCGCGGCUGGUCUUGCGGGUAUUAUCAAGGCGACGUUGGCUAUUCAGAAUGGCAAGAUCCCGCCCAAUAUGCAUUUCCACAAGCCUAACCCGGAGAUACUCUUUGACGAGUGGAAACUCAAGGUUCCCACUUCUGCCCUGGACUGGGUCGAGUCAGAUGGAAAGCCGCGCCGGGCAAGCAUUAACUCUUUUGGGUAUGGCGGUGCGAAUGCCCAUGUUGUUCUUGAACAACCUCUUGACUCCCCAACUGUCAUAGUCAAUGGUGUUGAUAAGGCCAAGACGCGGCCAUACCUGCUUCCGCUCACUUCACACUCGGAGGUAGCCGGCGAGAAAGCGAUCAGCAACCUCGCCAGUUACCUCAGCAGCAAGAAGGGGGGUGAUCAGCAGACGCUUAUCCGUGAUCUAGCCCACAGCUUCUCUACACGCCGCUCAGUGCACAGCAACAGGACCUUUGCUGUCCUGUCACAUGGGGCUGGUGUUGAAGAGCUAGCCAACGCCCUUUCAUCUGGGGCAUCAAGCGCUAAAUGGACUCAACCUCUCGACAGUGAACAGCCUAUUCGAGUAGGGUAUGUCUUUACGGGCCAGGGUGCCCAGACAUAUGACAUGAGCCGGGAGUUGAUACUUCACUCUGAAGCGUUCCGGGCAACACUGGAGCGUUGCGAUGAGGCUUUACAGACGUUGCCUGAUAAGCCUGACUGGAGGAUUGUUGAUGAGCUCCUUCGUGAUGAGGAGGGGUCGCGGCUUUCUAAAAGCAGGUUCUCGCAGCCGGUGUGCACGGCUGUUCAGGUUGCAGUUGUUGACUUGUUGUCUGAUUGGGGAGUGAAGCCGUCGGCGGUGUGUGGGCAUUCGUCUGGUGAGAUAGCAGCUGCGUAUGCGGCGGGUGUUUUGUCGCUUGAGGGGGCGAUUGUCACGGCGUACUACCGUGGGUUGUACAUGUCUGCUGGCCUUGAAGCAGCAGACUGCAUCCCAGGGGCGAUGAUGGCGGUGGGACUGUCAGCAGCUGAGCUAAAGGUUGAGUUGGGGGCGUAUGCAGACCGGCUCACCAUCGCGGCUAUCAACAGCCCUUCUAGCGUGACGGUCUCGGGAGACUUGGACGCAGUCACGGAGUUGAAGGAGAAGUUGCUUGCUCGGAAGGCGUUUGCCCGGCAGUUGAAAGUCGAGCAAGCUUUUCACUCGCAUCAUAUGGCUCCCAUGGCUCCGCGGUAUCAGGCCGCGCUGGAGGGGAGGGAGUUGGCUGUUUGUUCGCAGAAGCCUACCGCUAGGAUGUUCUCUAGUGUCACUGCCCGUGUCGUCUCCGACUCCGGGUCGCUCGGGCCGGGGUACUGGGCAGCAAACAUGGUCCAACCAGUUCGGUUCUCUGACGCUCUCACUGGAGCGGUUCUGGAUGAGGAGGAGAAACCAACAGUGGAUAUCCUUCUUGAAAUUGGCCCUCACCCAGCCCUCAAAGCCCCCGCUAAAGAAGUCCUCAAACUACUCGGGCUAGACAAGACCCCUUACCUCGGCACACUCUCUCGUGACCGCUCGGCAUAUAAGUCCCUUCUUAGCACAGCAGGAGAGCUUUUUACUCUCGGAUACCCCGUUGAUUUACCAGUCAUCAACGGCCCUGGCAACCGCCUCGUGGAUCUACCAACCUACGCGUGGAACCACAAGAACUACUGGUCUUUGAACCGCCUCACCACUGAGCACCUCCACCGCGAAACACGACACACACUUCUUGGAGUUCCCGUUCCGGGGGGGGUUCAUCACAUCCCAAGGUGGAGGAAUUACAUCCGGUUGCGUGAGAUCGCUUGGUUGAGAGAUCAUUGUGUAGAUGGGAAGGUGGUUUUCCCCGCGGCGGGUUAUUGCUGUAUGGCUAUUGAAGCGGCGGUCAGACUUGGGGACCGUAGGAACGAAAGCAUUGCCGCGGUGCAUCUGAAGGAGGUCUUGAUAAAAGCCCCGCUUGCUCUGAGGGAGGACCAUGACGAGGGGGCGGAGACGGUGUUGGAACUGAGGCCUGUGGCGGAGUCGGCGAGGACGUUUUCGGAGGAGUGGUUCGAGUUUGAGGUUUCGAGUUUUGAGGAGGGUCUGGAGACGAGGCAUUGCCAUGGGAGGAUUUGGGUCGAGUAUGGCGAGCCGAGGGGGUUGAGGUCGUUGACAAAAGUGGAGGGGGUGGAGGAGAUGAGGGGGAGGUCGGAUAGGUACGUGAGUGCCAAGUCGCUGUAUGAGAGGUUGGAGAGGCUAGAUUUGAAGUAUGGGCCUUACUUUGCGCUACUAAAGGGAGAUGUUGUCUCUGGACCGGGUUUUGCGGUUGCCGAGUUUGAGUUUGAUCCGAUGGUGUUUCCGAAGCAUGAGCUGGAGGAGCGGACGGUGCUUCAUCCGACGUUGUUGGAUUCGAUGUUUCAUGUUUUGUUUAGUGGGAUUGAGUCGAGGUUGGGGAGGGAGAUAACCGAGGCUUUUGUGUCGACGUAUAUGAAGACGUUGGAUAUUUCGGGGAUAUUGGUGGAGCAAGGGGGGAGGGGGGGGAGGAGGGGGUAUACGGUGCAGACGAGGACGGAGUUGCCGAGUCAGAGGAUGGCGGUUAAUCAUAUUUUGUUGAGGGAGGAGGGGUCGGGGGAGUUGAUUAUUGAGGCUACAGGGAAUGAGGUUACUGCGUUGGGGAGUGAUGGUCAGGGGCAGGGGAGGGCGUUGUUUUUCCGGCAGAGGUGGCAGCCUUCUCUGCUGGCUCAUUUGGCAGUGCCAGUCACGGGCCGACCGCUGUAUGAGACUCUGCAUAUUCUGAGCGAGGAAACUCAGUGGCCGGAAAGGUUUGAUGUGUUGGCUGGGCCAGAAGGCCGGUAUGAUCUCGUUAUCGUGGGCAAGGACGCUGAGCUUUCUCCUGAGGCACUGCAAACAUCACUUGCCAGCAAUGCUGUGGUUGUCACCAGUGAGUCUCUUACGGAAUGGACACCGGUUGCAACCGCUUCCGAAUGGACCGCUUAUCGCCCAGCAACCAACGUCUCCACAGCUCAGAUUGACUUGACAGUGAUCCUAUCAACUGUUUCCUCGGAAACAACACGAGCCAUCAUGGAAGAACUCGAGGCAUCCCCCUACAUCGCCUCAUACGUCGUAGUCCUAAGCAGCCUUGACAACCACUCAAACCCCAUCGACCCCCCCUCAGAAUGGUUCGGCACCCGCCACCUCCUCACCCUUGAAAACAUCACCCUCCUCUGGCUCACCCUCGGCGCAACAAUCCAAUCCACAAACCCCUCUCACGCCAAAAUCCUCGGCCUCCUCCGCGUGGCCCGCAACGAAAACCAAGCCUCUCGCCUCCUCUCCCUCGACAUCCAGCCCUCCACCUCCCCCGCCCUCAUCACAAAACAGAUCCUCCCCUGCCUGUCAACCGCCUCAGAAGAGGACUUCUCCCUCCACCACACAACCCUCCACAUCCCCCGCAUAGAAGAAGACCUCCCCCACAACCGUAAACUCCCCUCCGGCCUCGGCAGCCUCCCCCAACCCUCACCUUACAAUUCCCACCCCUCCCUCGCCCUCCGAGUAGGCAAAAUCGGCCUCCUCGAAACCCUCCACUUCGUCUCCCUCCCCCAAGACAACACCGCCCUUGGUGAUAACCAAGUCCUCAUUCGCGUCAAAGCCUCCGCCCUCAACUUCCACGACCUGGCUGUAGCGUUGGGGAUAAUCCAAGACUACAACAUGGGCAACGAAUGCGCGGGUGUCAUCACCGCCGUUGGCGCCUCCGUUACUAACCUUUCCCCUGGGGACCGGGUGGUAGCUUACCGUCCUGGCCAGGGGGCACAUCAGACUUUUGUUCGUCAGGAUGGUGAGAUGUGCGUGAAGAUACCUGACACAAUGUCAUUUUCUUUGGGGGCGAGUCUGCCCGUUACGAUGACGACGGCGUUUUAUUCGCUUUUCACGGUUGGACGGUUGAAAAGGGGAGAAACGGUUCUGAUACACAGUGCUGCUGGGGGGGUUGGGCAGGUGGCGAUUCAGAUGGCGAAAAAUAUCGGGGCGAGGGUGCUGGUUACUUGUUCGGAGGGGAAGAGGGGGUUGAUGAGGGAAAGGUAUGGGAUGGAGGAGGGGGAGGUGUUUAAUUCGAGGGAUGAUUCUUUUGUGAGGGGGGUGAUGGAGGCGACGGAAGGAAAAGGGGUGGAUGUGGUGAUUAAUAGUCUGGCUGGGAAACUGCUUCAUGCCACAUGGGGGUGUUUGGCGCCGUUUGGGAGGUUUGUCGAGAUUGGGAAGAGGGACAUACAUCAGAAUUCGAACUUGGGGAUGGAUCCGUUCAGGAGGAAUGUCAGUUUUGCUUCGGUGGAUAUGAUUUUGGUUUAUGAGUUGGAUAAACCCCUGGCGGCGAGGUUGUUGGGGGAGACGUUUGAGAUGGUGUUUUCUGGGGAGGUAAGGCCGCCUGAGGGGUUGUUUGAGUAUUCUUAUGGUCAGGCGGAGAAAGCGUUUCGGUUGAUGCAGCUGGGGAGGCAUACGGGGAAGAUUGUUCUUACUGUUGAUGAGGAGGAGGAGGAAGAGGUGAUGGUUGCCCCGCCGAGUUAUGAUCAGAGGCUGUUAUUCAAGGGGGAUAGGACGUAUCUUUUGGUUGGGGGGUUGGGGGGCUUGGGGACGGGGACGGCGGAGUGGAUGUAUCUUCGUGGGGCGAGGAGGUUUGCGUUCAUGUCCCGGUCGGGGGAUCAGAGUAGUAAUGGGAGGAAGACGGUGAAUUGGCUCAGGUCGAGGAAGGCUGAAGUCAGUGUUUACAAGGGGGAUGUGGGUGUUUUGGCUGAUGUUGAGAACGUCGUUCGGGAGAUUGGUCCUUCGCUGGCUGGCGUUUUUCAUAUUGCGGUUGUGCUACAGGACGGCAUGAUCAGGUCGUUGUCCUUUGAUCAGUACCAGACCGGGCUGCACACCAAGUGCACCGGUGCGUGGAAUUUGCACACAGCAACGUUGGGCAUCGACUUGGACUUUUUCGUCUGCUGGUCGUCGGUGUCGGCCAUCUGCGGUAACAAGGGACAAGGAGCCUACGUUGCCGCCAAUGCGUACAUGGAUGCCUUCAUGCGCUGGCGACGGGAGCAGGGCCUUGUCGGAACGGCUAUGAAUCUUGGUGCUGUGCCCACGAGGGGCUUGGUUGCUGAGAAUGAGCUUGUCAGGAAGAGCCUCGACAGAAACAAGCUCGAUAUCCUCACGGAACAAGAACUCAUGUUUUUGAUUGAGGAAGCAGUACAGCUGAAGAAGCCUGAUGCCGCCACAGAUGGCCUCGACUGGCAUCAGCUGAUUGUCGGCGUCAACACAAAGGAGCCUGAUGUUUGGUGGUCGGAGCGGUCCGUCUUCCGCACACUGUAUGCCAACAGAUCGUAUGGCACCGGGGCCGGCAGCGGUGCUGCAGCUGGUCAAGUGAACACGGCAAGCCUCCUCGCAUCCGCAGGGAGCGUUGAGGACAAGAUUGCCGUCUUACAGCAAGCGUUCACCCAGAAAGUGGCAACAGUCUUGAGCACACCAACAGAGAGCAUUCUGCCAACCAACCCGUUAUCAUUCUAUGGCCUCGACUCAAUCGUGGCUGUCGAGUUCCGGAAAUGGUUCAAGGAAACUGCCGAAGUUGACCUUUCGCUGUUUGAUAUACUUGGUGCAAAGUCCAUUCAGGGGCUGGUCGAAAAGGUCGUGGCGUCGAUGCCUGUUGCAGCAGUAUCUUCGAGCGAGGAGCGUGUGAAGACAGGUUCGGGUGAGAAGCAGACAUCAGCGAGUGUUAUCAAUGGCCAACAUGAUCAGAGCAGGAAGCUGGAUCACAUCCCGAGACUCCAAACGUCUGGUCCGGUGCCAGUGUCAACUCACCAAGCGAGAAUGUAUGCUCGCCAUGUCCGCGCCGAAGACAAGUCUCAGAUGAACCUAUGUGGUGUCCUGCGCAUCAGUGGCCACCCAGAUCUACCUGCACUAGGAAAAGCCUUCCACGAGACUGUACGACGGCACCAAGCACUGAGCACAGCAUUCGUCCAAGACGGCAACCGGCUCGUUCAGUCACCAUCGCCAGAGCCGAAAUGCCGUCUGGUCAUUGAGGACGUAUCCUAUACCACAUCCCCUCAAACAGAGCUCCAGAUCAUCAUCUCACGUCUUCGAAACCAACAACUCGAGAUAGCCAAAGGCGAAGUAGCAACUAUGACCCUCGUUAGAACAUCAGAAACCGAGUACUUUGUCAUCUUCAUCGCCCACCACAUCUGCUUCGACAGAGCCAGCUUCACAAUCCUCUCAGAUGACUGGAUGGACCUCUACGACGCGAUCCGCUCCAGUCGAGACCUCGACACGGUCCCCUCCCCACCCAUCACCUUUGCGGACUUCGCCCGAUGGCACAACACCCUCCUCAAGUUCCCACCAGCCCUCGCAAACCUAGACUUCUGGACCCAAGAGCUCACCAACCUCCCAACCGCCGGCACCCUCCUCCCCUUCGCUCAGCGAAAAACUCGCCCCUCAACCUGGCAAACCCACCGCCGUCACUUCACCACCCAACUCCCCUCCAAAUUCUCCAAACGCCUAAAGCGCAUCUGCGCCCACCUCUCCUCCACCCCCUUUCACUUCCUCCUCGCUGCGUGGCGAGCCUACCUGUUCCGGCACACCGCCGACAAAGAUUUCACAAUCCUAAUGCUAGAAGGCAACCGUCCCCACCCCGACGCCGAGUCUGUGAUCGGUUGCCUAGCUAACGUCCUCCCUCUCCGCUUCAACAACGACUGCUCCCUUCAGACACCCUUUGAAGAUGUCAUAAUCUCCGCUCGGGACCUCACGCUUGAGGCGUUGGAGCAUGCGGAGGUGUCGUUUGAUGAUAUUGUCGAUCGUGUGGUUGGAAAGGAAAACAGACCAGAGGGGUAUAUGCCGCUGGGGCAGGUGGCGAUUAACUUCCAGAUGCAUGGUGGUGCGCCGUGGGAGUAUAGGCAUGCUGAUUUUGAGGUGGGGGUUCAUCGGUUGUAUAAUAUUGGACAUCCUUGCGAGCUGGUGCUUGAGGUUGUGGAGGGGGGGGAGGGGGAGUUUGGGUUUUUUAUGCAGCAUUGCACUGUGCUUUAUCGGGAUGAGGAUAUGGAUCGGUUUGGGGAGGGGUUUGUGAGGUUCGUGGAGAGCGUGGUUAGGGACCAUAGGCAGGUUGUGGGUGAGGUUUGA